Eurypyga helias (sunbittern) is the source of this 4800-nucleotide messenger RNA. RefSeq names its product sterile alpha motif domain-containing protein 9-like. The record is from RefSeq and is a predicted model, not a curated record. Gene Ontology annotation, cellular component: cytoplasm. Lineage: Eukaryota; Metazoa; Chordata; Aves; Eurypygiformes; Eurypygidae. Gene Ontology annotation, molecular function: protein binding.
AUGGCCUACACCCCCAGCACGUCAGAGCAGCCCCGUAACAGGUUCCCCUCAAACCAAAGCCAUGGGGCUGGCCGCUCGGGCAGCCCACGGGCUACGACAGAGCUGACAGAUUACAGAAGUUUACCUAUGAACAAGUGGGAUGAGAACCAUGUCCAGGAUUGGCUAGAAUCUACUGGAAUCAAGAAAGAGUACGUAGAAAAACUGUAUGCAGAAGAAGUGACAGGUCCAGUGCUAAUGGAGCUGGAUGAUGCUUUCCUCAGGCGCAUAGGUAUGAAGGGAGGCCAAAUCCAUGUGUUAAUCCGCAAGAGAAAUGAACUUCUGCAGCUACAGGAAAAGGCACAGCAAGCCAAGCAUCCCCGCAGCAAAACGUCUGACAGAACGGAUGCACCAGCAGAUCCGGUAAAACUGAGAAAUGCCCCCACUCCAGAAACUUCCAGUGGAGACAGCGGUGGUGCAGGAGAUCAAACCAGCAGAGACAACACAGCUCCUCCAGCUGGCAGGAGGCAAAGAAGUAACAGCUCCCAACUCAGAAGUAGCGAUGAGGUUUUAGAGUUCAGCAACUGUCGACCAUUUGGAAGUCAGGAUACGGAUUUCAAAUACGUGAAAGGCAGAGUUCUUGUUCCAGAAUCAGGAAUCAAUGAUUUAAUCACUCCUUGCCACGAAUACAAAUCUUUUGCCACUGCCGCAGAACUGAACAAAAAUCAGCUGCAAUCAAAAUUUGCCUGCGAAGUGAUACGGUUUGCUUCAGCCUGCAUGAACGUCCGAACCAACGGCACCAUACACUUUGGUGUCGGGGACAGCAUCGAGGACAAGGGUUGGAAACACGGACAGAUCAUCGGCGUGAAGGUCAAAGACAGAGAACACUACGUUGAUGCAUUAGAUUACAUAGAAAAAUGUUUUUGCAAACACGUACAAGAAAUUGCAAGGAAAUGUAUUCACCCACCCGUUUUUGUCGAAGUGAUUUCCAGCGACUCUCAGGAGCAAAGAUUUGUGGUGGAGGUUGACAUUGAACCGACAUGCAGUUUAGUAAAGAUGAGAAUCUUUGAGGUGUAUUUGCCAAAAUACAAUGAGAGCAGCCAGAAGGUGACCCUGACCAAAGAUCGGGCUCUCUACCACAGACUAGGGGCAAAGUCAGAACCCAUAAACCCCAACGAUCAUGCUACUUUUAUUCAGGGCUUACAAGACAGGGACGCUCAAAGAGAAAAGGCAGAGCUCUCCAGCACAGAAGUACAUACAGAAAUCUCUCAAAACUUAGGGAGAAAGUUAUCAAUUUUACUAAAUGACGGUAAAAGCUACAUGGACGAUUCCCUGCGGUACAUCCUCGUCACAAAUAGGUGCAAAAAGGACGAUCUGAACUACAUCAACUUUUUAAUGCACUUGAACAUCUUCUGUGUCUUUGACUUCGAUGAAGACUCAAACGUCUCAGGGCUGUACAGCCAGUACAAAGAGCACCACUCAACGAGGUCCUACUUUUUACAAGAUUUUUCCAAUGAAACUAAGACUGGCAAUCCUCCCUCUCAGAAACAUUUGUGCCUCUUUGAUCAGACCAGCUGGAUAUUCUGCAAUGGGCGCAGUGACUUCCUUGGGGAUGAAAAACCUUGUGAUGAAAAUACAUGGAUUAGAACAAAAAAAAAAUACCUUAAGAAAGCAAUUACUCGUAUCUGUGAUGAAAUCCUGCCGCAGCGGUCCUUCAUUGUGCUCUUCCUACUGCUGUCACCGGUGCAGAAACCACUUGUGGACACUUUUCAGGAAUUCUAUACAGAGAUGAACGGUGCCGAGUACAUUGUUUGCAUUGCAGAGUCCAGGGAGAACUACAGGAAGUGGGCGAACCUAGCCCAGGUGGCCUGCCACAUCGAGACACUGGAACAAUGCAGCAUCGUGGGGAUGAAACUAAGUCACAUAAAUGCCACCAUUGAAGCAAUGCUGCCUUCCACAGCCCAACCCAGGCACCUGCCAGUUUCCACCAGAGGGCUAUGUACACUUCCCUCGCUGGAGGAGGAGAAACUCUUUUCCCUAGAAAUCCUUUGCGUUGACCAAUGCGAUGAUAUCAAAUUAGAUUUUUUGACUGAAAAAGAAAUACAAGAAAUAGAACAAAAUUUUUACCGAGGGAGAAAAAUCAUCUGGGAAAACUUGUGGCUUGCUGAUAAAAGACGCUGCGGGGAAAUCAUCGAGCGCGAAGUAUGUAAGGAUGCUAGCAAACUCCUAGAUGACAUUUUACAAGGAAGCAGGCUCAACUGUUCAGUAGUUAAACUAAAGAUAUUUCACCAUCCUGGCAGUGGUGGAAGCACAAUAGCUCGGCAAGUUUUAUGGAAAAGAAGAAAGGACUUAAGGUGUGCUGUCAUCAAAGCCUCGUGUCCCCCUGCAACUGUCUGCAAGCAUGCACUUGCCUUUAGAGACUAUGAAGAAAAAGAAAUCAGUCACUGUCUUCCUGUGCUCCUCCUGAUCGAAGACUACGACGAAGACUAUUUAGAAGAACUAAGGAAUGAGUUAAUGGAUGCUGUAGCAACUCGGAAAAUUAAUUCUCCCAGACCGUACUUCAUCCUCCUGUGCUGCAGACGAUCCAAUGACCCUGAAAGGCUUUGCAAGGCUUCUCCACUGGACACCGUUGCUGUCACUCACAAACUGACGGACUCAGAGAGAAGUCUGUUCAAAAUUAAACUCGAAAAACUGAAGCAGAAGGACGUCAAGCCAGAAUUCAUACUUACGUUUGUCCUCAUGUGUGAGGAGUUCAAUGAAACGUAUGUGAGAGACUUUGUAGGACACAUACUGCAAGGGAUAGACCUGAUGCGUUACGUGGCUUUGCUUAAUUUUUAUGUACCCAAUUCCUAUGUUUCACUGUCACACUGUGAGGCUUUUCUGGGACUGGGGGUAUAUAAAGAAACAAAGUCAAGAGCAUAUGACUUCAAGAGGAACUUGAGCGAACAAGCAAGAAUGAUUUUUAUUGAGCUAAGGGAAAACACCACCUAUAUUUCAUCUGUCCGGAUAAUACACUGUCUGGUUGCAAAAGAAAUUCUGCACCAGCUUUCAGGAAAUGAGCCUCAAAGCCAACUUGCAAUGACACUUCUUGAGGAAAAGACGCUCUUUGAUAACAGAUUUGGACGAGAGGAAUUCAUAAAGUUCAUCAGAGAUCUGUUUAUUCGACGGGAUAAAAGAAGCAGAGGUGACAAUACUGACACCCUUUUCUCCCCAUUCAUCGAACACGUCUGCAAAGCUGAAGACUGUGAAAAAGCUAUAGAUGUUUUAAAAGCUGCAUAUGAGCUCCUUGGAAAAGAUCCUUUUUUUGCACAGCAGCUUGCCAGACUGCAUUACAAUAAUGAAAAAUUUAAAGAUGCGGAAUAUUGGGCAGGGGUUGCAAAACUUCAUUUGCCAAAUGACUCUUUUAUUUUAGAUACAGAAGGCCAAGUCUACCGGAAGUGGUUUAGUUUCACUGUGGAUAAAAUGACACAGGAGGACACUCCUGAGAGCAUCAUUCAAAAGAUAGAGAUUGCUCUUAAAGCUAUGAAAUGCUUCAAGGCUGCACAACAGGCUGCAAAAGCAGAGCGUGACAGCAUGAACAACGCUGGCUAUUUUGGAGAAGUAGAAGUAGGAUGUCGUCUUCUUAGAUUUUUGUCCACACUCCAUGUAUUUCACAGAAGCCCAGAGGGGGAAUAUUCUGAGCUUGUGAAAUACCUGAUCACAGACUACAUUCCUAAAGACAUUGAAAAAUCAUGGGGAAAGCUUCACUCCCGUUUAAAAGGCUUACGCCAGAACCUGUACAAUGCUCUGGAAUGGAUUUCAGAGGACCUAAGUUAUUUCCAAACAGAUAAAAACCACGAGAAGGAAGAGGAAGAUGAAAAAGUUGAAAAGGAAGAACAAAUUUAUAAUCCCAGAAAAUGGCUAAAAAGGCAGUCUGAGGUAUAUGCCAAAUUCUUCAUCUCUGCGUCACUCACUGAGGAAAGCAACAAGAGCCCUGAGAGCCAGCUGAUUCGACGCAUGAGUAUUUAUAAGAGUGGUGGGGGCAGCGUCACUAAUAUCCUGUCGUUCCUAACCGACAAGAAAGAGAACAGGUCAGCUGAAAAGCUAGAAAAGAUCCUCAGUUUCUACACAGAAAACCCACUAAGAGACAGGCUGGAGGACAACGACCUCAUCAAUUAUAUUUUGUGCCACAUCACACUGGCGUGCUUAGCGCCAGGAUCAGCCAAACUUCUUCCAGUGCAAACUCUUCGCGAGCUCAGCCUAAGAUUCUUUAAAGGAAAACGACCAUUUCCAGCAAGUGCCCAUUUUUUGCUCACCUUGCUGUACUGGCCAGACGAGGCAUUAGACCGAGAGCCUAAUCCAGAUAAGGAUGAAAUUCUGAACUCAGCCCUUCAGACCCUGAAACGUCUGUAUGACAUCAAGAUGAAAGAUGUUCCUACCAGAAAGAAAAGAAUCUACACUCACUUUUUUCUGGGAAAGGGUUAUGGUUUAGGCAAGAUUGUGCACAAAACUAAAAUUGAUAAACUAAUUACUGGGUCCUUAGAUGAGAGGAGAAUGAAGUGGCUACAUGGAACAGUAUGGAACACUGCCAAUAUCUGUGACAUUCUCAGGAGAGUUUCUGGUUGGACCAAGGACAGAAACUUAUUUAUACGUGGUCACGUGAAGGAGUUUCCUAUCUUGCCACUCCAUCAUGAUUCAGUGCCCCCUGGAAAUGAGAACGUGACCUUUUAUUUAGGCUUUUCAUUUAAUGGACUUGUUGCUUUCAAUAUUGAGGUUGAAAAUAAUCCGACUGUCAGCAGAAUGUAAAGUGUUUCGUACAUUAACAGCACCUACCAUGCUGUUUGA